AUGGGGCUGUUUACAUACUCCAUCUGUGUGCCCCCAAGUUCUUCAAGAGGCAGAAAUGCCUGGGAAAGGCCCUUAGAUGCCUUUGUCAUCCAUAAUGCCUGCCAAAAGGGGACAGAAGGAAUUACCUUCAACAUCAAAUUAAGGUUGUUAGGACAGUUCAAAGUGAGUGAAAAACUUAGUCAAAUCUCAAAAGCCUUUGGCCUUAUACUGUCUACAGUGGUAACCAUCUGAGAUAAUCAUUUUUUAAAAAUCAAGGCAUGUUCACAAAUACCUACUCCCUUGAGAGCUUUUUGGUUGACAUGCCGUAGAAGUGCCAUAAUGGAGAACAUGGAGCGAUUGUUGAGCAUGUGGCUUGAAGACCAGAGCCACCAGAAUAUGCCCUGUGUCAACAUUAUUCAGAAGAAAGCUAAAAACUUGAUGACUUUACAGGAGGAACAAAGAGAAACAUCUCAAAUGGAAAAAAAUUAG
Nannospalax galili (Upper Galilee mountains blind mole rat) is the source of this 468-nucleotide messenger RNA. RefSeq names its product CENPB DNA-binding domain containing 1 (gene Cenpbd1). The record is from RefSeq and is a predicted model, not a curated record. Lineage: Eukaryota; Metazoa; Chordata; Mammalia; Rodentia; Spalacidae.